Molecule: messenger RNA, 1670 nt
Organism: Antrostomus carolinensis (chuck-will's-widow)
Lineage: Eukaryota; Metazoa; Chordata; Aves; Caprimulgiformes; Caprimulgidae
Gene: GOT1
Product: glutamic-oxaloacetic transaminase 1
Exons: 8
Biological process (GO): L-aspartate biosynthetic process
Cellular component (GO): cytosol
Molecular function (GO): pyridoxal phosphate binding; L-aspartate:2-oxoglutarate transaminase activity
Source: RefSeq, a predicted model, not a curated record
CCUACCGCACGGACGAGGGGCAGCCAUGGGUCCUGCCGGUGGUGAAGAAGGUGGAGCAGAUGAUCGCCAACGACAGCAGCCUGAACCACGAGUACCUGCCCAUCCUGGGCCUGCCCGAGUUCCGGGCCAACGCCUCCCGCAUCGCCCUGGGUGACGACAGCCCCGCCAUCAAGGAGAACCGGAUUGGAAGUGUUCAGUCCUUGGGCGGGACAGGCGCUCUGCGAAUCGGCGCCGAGUUUCUGAGGCGGUGGUACAACGGGAACAACAACACAGCAACCCCGGUCUACAUCUCCGCUCCGUCCUGGGAGAACCACAACUCUGUGUUUGUGGAUGCUGGCUUUAAAGAUAUUAGAACCUACCACUACUGGGAUGCUGCCAAGAGGGGCCUGGAUCUCCAGGGAAUGCUGAAUGACAUGGAGCAAGCCCCGGAGUUCUCCAUUUUCAUCCUCCAUGCCUGUGCACACAACCCAACAGGCACAGACCCUACCCCUGACCAGUGGAAGCAGAUUGCUGCAGUUAUGAAGCGCCGGUUCCUGUUUCCGUUCUUCGACUCGGCGUACCAAGGUUUUGCCUCUGGCAGCCUGGACAAGGAUGCCUGGGCUGUGCGAUACUUUGUCUCCGAGGGCUUUGAGCUCUUCUGUGCACAGUCGUUUUCCAAGAACUUUGGGCUCUACAAUGAACGUGUGGGGAACCUGACUGUGGUGGGGAAGGACGCAGACAACGUGCAGCGUGUACUUUCCCAGAUGGAAAAGAUUGUGCGCACCACUUGGUCCAACCCUCCGUCCCAGGGAGCGCGCAUUGUGGCAACGACACUUUCUUCCCCGCAGCUCUUUGCUNNNNGGAAGGACAAUGUGAAGACGAUGGCAGAUCGAGUCUUGCUGAUGCGGUCAGAGCUCCGGUCUCGCCUGGAGUCCCUUGGGACCCCAGGCACCUGGAACCACAUCACAGAGCAGAUCGGCAUGUUUAGCUUCACAGGGUUGAACCCCAAGCAGGUGGAGUACAUGAUCAAGGAAAAACACAUCUACCUGAUGGCUAGUGGGCGCAUCAACAUGUGUGGCCUGACUACCAAGAACCUGGACUAUGUGGCCAAGUCCAUCCAUGAAGCUGUCACAAAAAUCCAAUGAAGCAAAUGAACAACCAAACUUACAUGAAGUCACCAAAGCUGUAGUGUGUAGUCUGUGUCUGUCCCUUCUCAUGGCUUGCCUUGUUCCACACCUCUUGGGGUUUAAUAAAGAUGGGGGCAGUAGCUCAAUCAGGGAUAAUCAUCUUUUGACCUUUUUGAAGUACCCCUUGCAAUGUGGUAAGCCAGUGCCCCCAGGAGGGUGGGGCAGCAUGAGCUGCCUUGGCUCUUGUUUGACUGACAGCAGCCUGUUCUUCAGGCACUUAGAGCUGCAUCUUUAGCACAUCCAAAUCAACUCCGUGUAACUGAUCAGUUUGGUCUAGGCAAAGUCCAGUGCCAGUGCAAUGCGCUGUGGGAUAACAGCCCAGUCAGUUGGGAUCUCGUACAGCUAGUGAACUAAUGUCACUCGGUAGUAUUCUGGGGAAGGGGGAAGCUGUUGCUGGCUUUUCCCCUCCCUGAGUUCUGAGCCUUAUGCGAGCAAACAUUUGUAAUUGUGAUAAUUGCUUCUUUGUGUUGCUGACAGAAAAUUAAACCUCCAUCUCUGAACACU